Tauraco erythrolophus (red-crested turaco) is the source of this 827-nucleotide messenger RNA. The record is from RefSeq and is a predicted model, not a curated record. Lineage: Eukaryota; Metazoa; Chordata; Aves; Musophagiformes; Musophagidae.
GCACCCUGCAGCCCCCCGGCCUCCUGCUCGCCCCGUGUCGUGCCUUCAGCAAUAACAAGAUCCUGGUGGAGCUGGACGAGAGCUCAGGUGUGGCCACGAUGAAGUUCAAGAGCCCUCCAGUCAACAGCCUCAGCCUUGACUUCCUCACCGAGUUUAAUAUAAGCCUGGAGAAGCUGGAGAACGACCGGGCCUGCCGAGGCGUGAUCUUCACAUCUGCUGUUCCCAAAGUCUUCUCCUCUGGCCUGGACAUCACUGAGAUGUGCAGGAAGAGCACGGAGCACUACGCUGAGUUCUGGAGAGCCGUGCAGGAGGCGUGGCUCCGCCUGUACGGCUCCAACAUGGUGACAGUCGCUGCAGUCAACGGGUCCAGCCCAGCAGGAGGCUGUCUCCUUGCCUUGUCAUGUGACUACAGGAUCAUGGCGGAGAACCCCAAAUUCAGCAUCGGCCUGAACGAAACCAAGCUGGGCAUUGUGGCUCCCUUCUGGUUUAAGGACACAUUUGUGAACGUCGUGGGACACCGAGUUGCUGAACGCUCCCUCCAGCUGGGUGCCCUCCACCCCGCACCUGAGGCCCACAAGUUUGGCCUUGUGGACGAGCUGGUGCCGGAGGAGAAGCUCCAGGAGAAGGCUGCGGCUGUUAUGGCACAGUGGCUGGCCCUUCCUGACUAUGCCCGUCAGCUCACCAAGUCCAUGAUGAGGAAGGCGGUGUUGGACCGCCUGGUAGCUCACCGGGAGGAAGAUGUUCAGAACUUCAUCAGCUUCAUUUCAAAAGAGUCCAUCCAGAAGUCCCUUCGCAUGUACAUGGAGAUGCUGAAGAAGAAGAGCUGA